UCAAAUCUGUCUCGCGAAUACCAAACACUUAACGUGAAAGCCUCCAUGUUGGACCGGGAGCACAGAUUAAAAUCCUGCAUUGAAAGAAGUCUUUAAUGAAGCUGGAUAACGUUACCCUUCAUGCUAAAUGUCAGAUAUUGCUCGACCGUAAACAAGGCUUCCUAAACGGACAUUUUCAUUAUUAUCAUAGUCUUGUAGCUAGCCAAUAGAUCGCUAGCUUGGUAGAUAGAUCGCUGUGGCAAACGUUUACAGUUUACACAGAUUAGCAAGAUAGCUAGCGAAUGUUAAACAUUGGAUACUUGGGGGCCUGUUUUGUGCCAGAAUAAUUUUGGCUUGACUUUGGCGUGUUUUAGAUUUUGUUUAUAUAUUUAGCGGUAUGCGUUUAGUCCCAUUUUCACUGCGUACUGACGGAUUAAAAACGAACACAACACCGCCGUUGCAGUGGUGUUUCGUGAACUAACGUUAGCUAGUACUACAUAGGAAAGCUAACAUUAAUAGCCAGCUAACACUGCGAGUGUUAGCCACUGAUAGCUGUGUGGCUAGCUAGCUGGCUAGCUGCCAUUAACAUCCACUACUAUCGUUAGCUAGAGGACCACAGCUACUCAAACCAGUUUAUUUCUGCGGGACUUGCAAGUCAUCUCGCCAACAGCUGAUACUGAAAAGAAAAAGAAAACCACUAAGGAUUGAACUGUUGUUUCCAUGGACAACACGUCCAUAAUUACGCAGGUUACCAACCCAAAGGAGGAGGAGAUAUUAUCGUCAACUCAAGAAAAGGUCUCGCUGUCCAACAGCAGCUUAAAGAAACAGAGGAGCCGGAGCAUCUUCAGCUCGCUCUUCUGCUGCUUCAGGAGCUACAAUGUGGAACCGCCGGCCACCAACAACAACACCAGCGCCCUGCCUCCCCCUGUGGAGGAGAACGGAGCUCCACCCAAGUGUGCCCAGGUUGAGGUCAUCUCUAUCCCUAGUCCCCCAGCGAAAUACCUCCUCCCUGAGGUUAACAUAAACGAUUACGACAAGAAGUGUGUCGUGAUCGACCUGGACGAGACCCUGGUGCACAGCUCGUUUAAGCCCAUCAGCAAUGCUGAUUUCAUCGUUCCAGUGGAGAUUGACGGCACAGUUCACCAGGUGUAUGUGUUGAAGCGGCCUCACGUAGAUGAGUUCCUGCAGAAGAUGGGGGAGCUGUUUGAGUGUGUGCUCUUCACAGCCAGCCUAGCCAAGUACGCAGACCCCGUUGCAGACCUACUGGACCAGUGGGGUGUGUUCACGGCACGGCUUUUCCGGGAAUCUUGUGUAUUCCACCGGGGCAACUAUGUCAAAGACCUCAGCCGCCUGGGCAGAGAGCUCAGAAAUGUCAUCAUUGUGGAUAACUCGCCAGCAUCUUACAUUUUCCAUCCUGAAAAUGCUGUGCCGGUGCAGUCGUGGUUUGAUGACAUGUCGGACACAGAGCUGCUGGACCUGCUGCCUUUCUUUGAGGGACUCAGUAAGGAGGAGGACGUGUACGGAGUGCUGGAGAACUGGAGGGGCAGGUAGCCGCUGUGCCGCAAUAGGCCCCUUCCCAGCUGUGGCCGCCGUAGAGACCCCCCAUGGCCCGGGCCAGAGGGCCUCCUGCUGAACAGCACUGCAGCCACCGCCGUGAGUGUGUGUGUGUGUGUGUAUGAGUGCGCGACCCCCAAUCCCUCUUCCAGAUGGACACGGUUCACUGGGGCCCUCAUGGCAGUGCUAUAUCUGCAGUAACACCUUUCUGCAGCUCUUGUUUUGAAAACUGGGCAACACAUAAAUCGACACAACCGACUUGUUUUUUUUUUUAUAUGAUAAAACAAGAGAUGAGAUUUUCUUGUUUUCUCAAGUGCUUAUUAAUAACCAAAAAUCAACAAAGAAACACACAAAAAAAUACAACAACAACCUAAUUCUUCUCUGGGAAAAGAGGAAGUCCUAAGUCUGACCUGGUCCUUGUAUUGUUGCUAUGCAGUCUCCAGUGAUUUUCAAAGGACUGUGGGGCAUCAUUUCUUUUCUUAUCAAAAGCAAGUGCCUUUUUUGAAUGUUAUUUUUACAGUAGUAAAAAAAAUACAUUUUUGUACAUGCCAUAUUUACAGAGAACUCUAAUCUUUUAAAGGAAAUGAUCUGCUUUAAAAUGGACAUGGGUCAGGAUAUUUGUAUUCACGAAACACUGUUCUUAAAGCCCAAGAGUUUUACGUGUAAAACCAUGGAAAGCAAGCUGUAUGUUCACCAUCGUAUCCUAGGUUUCUCUUUUGUUUGCUCUAGCUUGUGCCAUUUAUAUAGAGGUGAUUAUAUUUGCUGUUGAUUAUAUGUAGGAUUUUGUCUGUUUUUACUAGUCCUUAACAAUUGCGAGGAAUUAAUUUGCAUUUGUGAUGUUUUACAUGUUUUUAUUGUGGCUGUUGAAGACAUCUUUUAAAAGGGAAAACGGCCAAUUUGAACUGGCGAGGCCAAAUGUGAGAAGCGCAGUGCCAAUGGCUGGUAAUCCAGUUGAUGCUUUUCUCAGGCAAACAUCUCCACAUCAACAAAGGCUGAGUUUUGGACUAUCUGUAGGUCAUUGGACAGCUUUAAUUGGCGUUCAGAGGCCAAGUUUCCGGUUUCCAGUUUCAUAAUUAAGAUCUCAUGUUGUGUAUAUUUUUGUAGAAUUGGAUUUAAUUUUAUUUUUUAUUUAUUUAUUUUUUUUGCAUUUUGGGGAUUUGAUUUAAAAGCCUUUUGGAAUAAAUGGCUUGGGCACCUACUUGCGUUUCUGAUUUACAGGUACACCAUUUAAAGCACCAUUGUAGAGUUUGAACACUAAGAACACUAAGGUGACUUAUCACAACUGAGUGCACUACUAAUGUGUCCCUUUCAUUUACUUUAGCUUUUUCAAAGCAAUCUCUCUGAGCCUACAGUAUAAUGAGCCACUCUGAUUGGAUUUUAUUUUCCCUGAUUUUAAUCCCAACUGUGUGUCUGUCCCCAGCCCAGUGCUGCUAUUGUACAGUACCCUACACGCGCCUCUCUGGGGGACAAGACAGUAUAGCGCUAGCCCCCUCAUACGGUCCUGUUCACCAGCAUCAGUCCAGACCACAGGGGCCCUCCAGCUCCAUGGCGGACGAUGAAACCUGGGUCAGCCGGGAAGGACAUGCUGACUGGACUGCAGCCAAGGGUCUGGCUGAGUGCAGUUCAGCAGCCGCCCUGCAGCCCUACGUGGUCUGGCCUGAUUGCUGGGCAGGCCGUGCCCCACCACAGUGCCUGAGAGGAGCAGGGGGUUGUGUGCUGGCUCUGCUGGAAAUCACACGCAGCGAGUUCUCUCUGUCGCUCGCACUCUCCAUCAUUCUAUCUCCCUCCCUCCGUCCCUCCCUCCGUCCCUCCCUCAGUCUGACUUUGUCACGCCCCCUGGUUCUCUCUUGCUCUCGUUCUCAUGCCGUCUCCUGGGUUUCCCACGUUGCUGCUGGCUGUGUUGGUGUAUUUGUUUCAUUCGCUCUACCUCCUCUUUUUUUAUCUGUUCUGACAUGCACGAGAGGAAAGCUUCCCACUGUUCUGCUAAAUUGAGAUGUUGCAUACCCAAUCCUUUCCUGCUGCUGCUGCUGCCUCUCUUUCUCCUUUGGUCCAUCCUUCCUUCCUGUGGGCAGGAGCCUGUCGUAGAGUCUGUCCCGCAGGCAGCCAGUAUGACUAUGACCCCAGUCACCCUGGCGCCUCUCAUUGUGGAUCUUUUCCACCGGAUUAUUGCAAGCACUUUGUUUAGUACCUUUAGUUUCUUGUCACUUAUUUAUUUUGUUUGGAAGUUCAGCUGUUCUUCUCAUGCAGCUUUUUCUCUCCACGCAGGGACUUUUAAGACACAGUAUUUAUGAACUGUUUCCUCAAAAUGGUAUUUUUUUGUUUCUUUUUUUUUUUUUUUUUUUUUUAAAAAGCUUUGUUUAUGUACUUAAGGUGUUUUCACAUGCAUUCUGAGUAUUACUUUCAUGGCAUGUGUCUGGAGCAGAGUCAACAGAGCGAACUUGGAAAUGUUGUUUGUGACUUUGGGGGGGGUGGGGGGAGGUUCUGUGCUGUGUUUGCAGUAUGUUUUUAUGGUGAAAUGAUUCAUGGUUUAUGGCAAAGAUUUCUUCCAAACUAUGACCUGUUAUAUUAAAGCACCUUUUUAUGACAAA
Molecule: messenger RNA, 4121 nt
Organism: Alosa sapidissima (American shad)
Lineage: Eukaryota; Metazoa; Chordata; Actinopteri; Clupeiformes; Clupeidae
Gene: ctdsplb
Product: CTD (carboxy-terminal domain, RNA polymerase II, polypeptide A) small phosphatase-like b
Exons: 8
Coding region: 700-1530 (276 amino acids)
Molecular function (GO): RNA polymerase II CTD heptapeptide repeat phosphatase activity
Source: RefSeq, a predicted model, not a curated record